AUGUCGUCGACGUUGCAAUUGGUCAAAGCCCCCUUGCUUGUCUUGGCCGCGUCGGUCAUACACUUUGCCACUACCCCACCUCACCCUCCCGCUGCGCCUACAGAGCAAGUCAAGUCCAACUUUCUGGAAGACUUCCUGCGCGUUUCGUCACCGCGGGGGAUUGUCCACUUCUCCCUCUGGGCGGGCGCCCUCGUAGAAGUCGCCUCCAUAUUUCUCAUGACCUAUCCUCCGCCCCCUAAAUCACUCCUCUAUCCAUUAUCCCAAUUGCUGCGCACCGAGAACCCCAGAGGCAUACGGGUAACCAUUCCCUUCCUCCUGGGUGUAUUUCUAUCGUGUUCAGGCGCGUAUCUGCGCUGGGCAUGCUACCGCGCCCUAGGACGAUUCUUCACAUUCGAGAUGAGCUUGAAGAAAGACCACCGCCUGAUCAAAGACGGGCCAUAUUCCUUCGUCCGGCAUCCUGGAUACCUCGCCAUCCUAGUCACGAUUACCGGAGGGUUCUUAACUUUUGCUUCGCCCGGCUCGUGGAUUUGGGAAUCAGGGUUUCUGAAGACUAGAUUUGGCAAGCCGUUGUUUGUGGUGCUGUCCAUGGUUCCGUUGGUUAUUACCGCAAGCUUGAUUGAUCGUUUGCCGAGGGAGGACGAGGUGUUGCAUAAUGCGUUUGGAGAAGAGUGGGAGUUGUGGGCGAAGGAAGUUCCGUACAAGUUGUUACCAUACAUUUGGUAG
Coprinopsis cinerea okayama7#130 is the source of this 723-nucleotide messenger RNA. RefSeq lists its product as hypothetical. Gene Ontology annotation, biological process: C-terminal protein methylation. The coding region runs from base 1 to 723 and encodes 240 amino acids. The record is from RefSeq and is a predicted model, not a curated record. The transcript is spliced from 3 exons. Gene Ontology annotation, molecular function: protein C-terminal S-isoprenylcysteine carboxyl O-methyltransferase activity. Gene Ontology annotation, cellular component: membrane. NCBI's taxonomy places the organism in Eukaryota, Fungi, Basidiomycota, Agaricomycetes, Agaricales, Psathyrellaceae.